AGUUCCCGAGGUUGACUGGUUAUACUAGGUUGGCCACCGGGUCUGUCAAACCGACUGACCGGCCUGAGAAGCCUAAAGCGGGAACAAUCCCGCGGGGAGUUGGAGUUGUAGCCCCCAAACCGCUGCCUGGCCGCGUGCUGCGACAGGAAGUGCGGCCAGAUGGCCAAUCAGCGGCGAGAAGCCGUUUUAACGUCCCUCCAUCGCCUCCCCAAGUUACCUUACGGUUUCUCCUCGCCCUCCCCGCCCCCCCCCCCCGCGCCCCGCGUCGUCCUCCCCCGACACACUCCUUUCCCUCAACGGUCCCUCCAGGACACCGUUCCCCGCGAGCCCCGCCGGUGUACAGCUCUCGCGGACAUGGAGGCCCGGGAGGAGGCUGAGUGGGUGGCAGUUGUCAAUAAUCUUCUUUGGAAAUGUCACAUUUGCCUGAGGAUACAGUCUCUUUCUGAGUGUGAUGCAAAUGUGUUUAUUACUCUUUAUCAUUCUAUCUUGGGAGAAGUAGUACCAGACCUCAUAACUGCCCCUAAGAACCAAGAAGAUCAUGCACACAAUGUACAAGCAAUCAUUGAUUCCCUGGCCUUGGAUUACUUGCAGGUCAGCUUGUCCCACAUAACAGGAGAAAAUAUUGUAAGAGGAAAUAAGGAAUCUAUUAAAAAUCUCUUAGAAAUAUUUGAUGGAUUGCUUGAGUACCUUACAGAAUAUAGUGAGGCAUCCUCUCAGGAAAGAGUUGAAACUGACCGAGUAGCUAAAGGAUCAAUUCAACGUAUACUUUCAGAAGAACUGGAAGAAAAGAUUAGCAAGACUAGACCAGUGCAGGCAAUAACAUCAUUUGGGAGGUCUUCCCAGUCUUCUGAUUUUGUGCCAUCUUGGGACAUAGAUGGAUCAGAGUCGACUGGUGAAUUGAUUAGACUUGGAGAUACAGCUCACACAUUUUCUUUAAGGAAAGACGAAUUAGCUGCAUCUGUUGAGUCUACAGAAAUUUCUUCCAAGAGCCUGACUCCAAAUGCUAAAAAAUUGGGUGAGCCCAUUCGUUCAGCUAUUCCUUUGCAGCCACCAUAUCAUCCUCUUGAACCUCCAGCACCCUGCCCUAUGGGAAAAGAAUACUGUCAUUCAAGUCAGUAUCCCUUAGCCUUAAAUGAUGAUGAAAAGCAUGAAAGACCUAUGUUUACAGGGUCAUUUGAUCCAUUUUCAGAAAGAAUUCAUGGUUCAGAGGCCUACUUUAUAUCUGUUGGAGAUACAGUGACACCUGAAACAACAAGUGCACAGGAUCAGAGCUGCAGCAUGAAGUGCCUCAAUAGCAUUGAUAAGCUUUCCCCAACAUCUCCCUUGUCUGAAGAAACUAAGCUGUCAGUGUCCGAGUCUCACUUAUACAGCCCUAGGCUACAAAGACUUCUCAAACGAAUAAGAUCAGAAAACUGUGAUCUACUUACUACCGAUGAGCUCCCUCUGCACCAGGGACCAAGUCACAGGUUGACUGAGGAAGAAUUGCACUCAAUGUCUGAGAAACUCUCUCACCAAUUGGACGAACUAGAUUUAAUGUUAAGAAAUGCCCUGAGUUCAAAGACUAAAGACAAAGAAGAGAUUAGAGAUGAUGAUGUAUCUUUUCAGUACAGUGACAAACAGCUAAAGAAGUCUCACCCAGGGCCAUCUAAGAAAGGCAGACAAUUCCAAGUGGGGAAAUUACGAAGACAAAUACAGAAUGAAUCAGAUCUGCGACGAUUUCGAGCAAAGGUGUUAGCUGACACAUUUGAAAGGGAGUUGCAUAGAAGUGAAAUUCAAGAAGGAAGUGGACUUCUGAUGCCAAAUGAAGACCAGGAAGUAACAGAACAAGAAUACAAAGAAAAUAUCCGUAAAAGACCUCCAAAAACUUGUCAGCCAGUGAAAGUUUAUUCUAAAAAAACCAUGCCUUGGAAUCUCAAACGCAGUCAGUGGAUUCCAAGAGGGAACAUCACGAAGGCAAAAAAAGGAGUUCCACUGAAAAUAAAGGAUGACAAUCUUUUGCCCAUGCUUUUGGAAGAGUUUCCAUACCUCCACAUUUCUGGCCAAACCCUCGGAAAAAUGUGGAAACAGCAGCUCUUUCAAACUGAACAGCUAAGGAAGGCGGCCUCUGGAGGGGAACAAUCAAAAAAGAAGUUCCAGUUUAAAAUUGAAGAAGCAUUAAGAAGACACGAUCUCCUUGCUGAAAUUGUCAAGAAAGAACACGAGCAUAAUAAGAGAUUGCAAGAUUUUAAGGAACGUGUGUGUAAGCAGAAGUCAACUCAGAUGAAGAUCAGAGAGAGACGACAGCAAAUUGUUCGAGCCAAAAAAUACUAUGAGGACUAUAGGGUUCAGUUACACGCAAAAAUGAUGCGAACACGGACACGUGAAGAAGUGAUAUUUAAGAACCUCUUCAGAGAGGGUUUAGAAAUUCAAAAACUAAGAUUGCAAGAACUAAGAAACUACGCUAAGGAAAGGCAGGAAGAACAGAAGAGACUGCAUGAGAAUGAGCUGCAAUCAUUGGAAAACUAUUAUAAGGAUCAGUUUGCGAUGCUAGCAGAAGCCAUAUUACAGGAACGUCAAGAAAUCAAAAUGAGAGAGAAAGCCCAAACGAAGACAUUACAUAAAAUGAAAAGGGAAUUGAGAUCCAAGAUGGAGCAAGAAAUUGGGCAAUUGCAGACCAUGAUAAUUAAAAGUGAUGAUGACCUCUUCUUUCGGGAAGUGGAAGCUGAACGCCUUAAAGCUCGACUUCAGAUGGCUUCAUUUCAGUACAGUAGGGGCCAUUUCUUUUGAAAUGAAAGAGCCAACUAUAAAACAGGUUUUUAUUUUACUUGAAAAAAUAAUGUGUGUUUGUGUGUUAAACCUGAGCAUGAUGAAUGAUGAAAAUGAUUGAAACAAAGAUUACAAACACUAAGUGUAACUGAUCUCAUAUUCUAGGCACUUCUAAUAAAAUUUUUUUAAUGCUU
Molecule: messenger RNA, 2939 nt
Organism: Trichosurus vulpecula (common brushtail)
Lineage: Eukaryota; Metazoa; Chordata; Mammalia; Diprotodontia; Phalangeridae
Gene: CEP95
Product: centrosomal protein 95
Exons: 21
Coding region: 160-2766 (868 amino acids)
Cellular component (GO): spindle pole; centrosome
Source: RefSeq, a predicted model, not a curated record